AUGGAUCCACAAAAAGCACAAGGAGAGGCCUCAAAGAGACCCCCAGGUCAUGGUGCUACUGAAGUACUUCAUCAGAGAAAAUCACUUCCUUUCAGCUACCCCACAAUGGCUAUUGCGGGUUUGCUAAUUACAGCUGCAGUGGGAUACACUGUCUUAUAUGCGAAGAAGAAGCCCGAGGCUAGUGCUAAGGAUGUGGCCAAGGUUUCUGCUGGAGUUGCAGAACCUGAGGACACUCACCCUAAGAAGUAG
Molecule: messenger RNA, 249 nt
Organism: Sphenostylis stenocarpa
Lineage: Eukaryota; Viridiplantae; Streptophyta; Magnoliopsida; Fabales; Fabaceae
Source: the annotation of a GenBank genome assembly